AUGGCUAUUCCCAGUAUCUUCUUCUUCGCCCUUUUCUUGCUUCAACAUCAUCUGGCUUUUGGACGCGUUGAUUUGAACGCAAAUUUCUCCACCAACGAUCAAAAUGCUUCAUGGCUCUCCUCUUCUCAGGAAUUCGCUUUUGGAUUUCGCCCAAUCAACAACACAAAUCUCUUUUUGCUUGCCAUCUGGUUUGACAAAAUACCUGACAAAACCAUUGUCUGGAAUGCAGACAUGUCAAAUCCAGCAGUACCAUCAGGAUCGCGUGUUCAGCUCACACAAAGUGGUCUUAAUCUCACUAACCCCCAAGGUCAAUCUCUGUGGACAACUGAACUGCAACAAGAUGUGUUCUAUGCAGAAAUGCGUGACGAUGGAAAUUUUGUGCUGGCAUCCUCAAAUUCUUCUUAUUUGUGGCAAAGUUUCAACAAUCCUACGGACACACUCUUACCCUCACAAACUUUGGAUAUGAACAGUAAGUUAUUUUCUCGAUUGUCACCAACCAAUUACACUAAGGGAAGGUUCGAGCUUUAUUUUGAUAAUGGCAAUCUCUCCUUAGCUCAGAUUGGGUGGCCAUCGGAAUCUCUUUACACCAAGUAUUUUGAUAUCAGCACGAGUUCCAAUCAAUCUGCUUCACAACUACGCUUCAAUUCAUCAGUAAUCGGAGGUCAAAGAGCCAUUGGAUUGAGUAGUUCAGAUCUUGAUGUUAGCAGAUAUUAUUACAGGGCUACGCUUGAUUACUAUGGAGUUUUUUCAUUGUAUUCCCAUCCGAGGGGGUCAAAUGACGAUCAGAUUUGGUCAAAUGUGGGGUAUGUUCCUGACAACAUUUGUAAUGCAAUAUAUAGUGAUAUGGGUAGUGGUUCGUGCGGCUACAACAGCUACUGCUCUUGGGAUAACAGCACCAAGAGGCCAACUUGUAUGUGUCCAGAAGGAUAUUCAUGGGUAGAUUCAAACGACAAAUUUGGAGGAUGCCAACCUGCUUUCUCCUUUGGCUGUGGAGCUGAUGAUGCGCGAUCACGAGAAAAUCCAGAAAAGGUAUAUGAGAUGAAGCCUCUGCCAAAUGUGAAUUUUCCUCUUGGAGAUUAUGAAAGGUUGAACAAUUAUACUCGGGAUGAAUGUGAAAAAUCUUGCUUGUAUGAUUGUAAUUGUGCCGUUGUUAUCUCUAACGCUGCAAAGGAUUGUUGGAAGAAAAGAUUGCCCCUUUCUAACGGAAGAAUAGAUCUGAUGGAGGGUUUAACAACAACACUCUUGAAAAUAAGAGUUCAGCCUUUGAAAAAGAAAGAUCGGGUCCAACCUGCUCUAUUAGGGUCGCUAAUUGGCUCCCUUGUUAUUAUUGCUCUGUUGGCAGCCACAGUUGUAUCCAUUAUUCUGUUAAAGCCCUAUAAGGUUGCACGUCGAGUUUCAAGUUUUGUUGAAACAAAUAUGCACUCUUUCACAUAUCAAGCACUGAAGGAGGCAACACAUGGGUUCAGUGAAGAUUUAGGAAGGGGUUCAUUUGGCAUUGUGUACAAAGGCACCCUCAACUCAAUAACGAAAACUACUGUUGUUGCGGUGAAGAGAUUGGAUAGAAUAGCUCCGGAACGUGAGAGGGAGUUUAGGAAUGAGUUGAAUGCCAUUGGAAGAACAUGCCACAGAAAUUUGGUCAAGCUGAUCGGGUUCUGUGAUGAAGGAGUUCAUAGACUUUUGGUAUACGAGUUUAUGAGCAACGGUGCACUUGCAGACAUCCUUUUCCGGCAACCCAAACCUGUAUGGAAUUUGAGGGUUAGAUUUGCUUUAGGAAUUGCAAGAGGGCUGCUUUACUUACACGAAGAGUGUGAGACCCCCACCAUUCACUGUGAUAUAAAACCCCAAAAUAUUCUCAUAGAUGAGCAUUUCAUGCCAAAAAUCUCAGAUUUCGGGUUGGCCAAGUUGUUGUAUUCUAAUAAGAGCAGAACCCACACAAUGAUAAGAGGAACCAGAGGAUAUGUAGCACCAGAAUGGUUCAAGAGUGUUCCAGUGACGGCUAAGGUGGAUGUUUAUAGCUAUGGCGUGAUGCUGCUAGAGAUAAUUUGUUGCAGAAGAAGCUUGGAGAUGGAUCGGGAUGAAAUGGAGGAAGGCCAGGCAAUACUAAUAGAUUGGGUUUACGAUUGCUAUAUGGAGGGAAGAAUUGACGUCCUGGUAGAGAAUGAUAAGGAGGCCAUUGCGGACAUGGGGAGAUUAAAGAAAUGGGUGAUGAUAGCAAUAUGGUGCAUUCAGGAGAAUCCAGAAACAAGGCCUAGCAUGAAGAAUGUGAUGCAAAUGUUGGAAGGCCUUAUCGAGGUUCCAAGUCCUCCGUUUCCUUCGUCCUUCUCCUCGAAAGUUCACGGGUCGCAGCCAUGGACAUAG
This is a messenger RNA of Neltuma alba, 2358 nucleotides long. RefSeq names its product G-type lectin S-receptor-like serine/threonine-protein kinase LECRK1. Gene Ontology annotation, molecular function: ATP binding; protein serine/threonine kinase activity. NCBI's taxonomy places the organism in Eukaryota, Viridiplantae, Streptophyta, Magnoliopsida, Fabales, Fabaceae. Bases 1 to 2358 code for a protein of 785 amino acids. The transcript has a single exon. The record is from RefSeq and is a predicted model, not a curated record. Gene Ontology annotation, biological process: protein phosphorylation.